This is a messenger RNA of Polistes dominula (European paper wasp), 583 nucleotides long. RefSeq names its product protein MANBAL. Gene Ontology annotation, cellular component: membrane. Lineage: Eukaryota; Metazoa; Arthropoda; Insecta; Hymenoptera; Vespidae. The record is from RefSeq and is a predicted model, not a curated record.
AAAACCAAUAUCCGAUAGUUGUCAUUUAAAAUACGUCAAAAGGGGUUGGUAAUUCUGCAAAUGUUGCUAUAUACAAACCGAACUUUCUACUAUACGAUCGACUGUUGCUUAGGUUAUUGAUUUCUAUGUUAUGAUAUAUGUUUAAUAAAAAUUGAUAUCUCUCUAACACACAAUAUUUGAUAAUAUUCUAAAUGGGAUGAAAAAAUCAGCAAGAGUAUGGCUGAUGCUGAUCCACAAUUGAAACGCCUUUUACUUCCUGCUGAAGAAACUCUCUUUGAACAGCUGUUAAGAUUUGGACUUUAUGUGGGAGCAAUAUUUCAAGUUAUAUGCAUAUUAGCUAUAGUUAUUUAUCAAGCAGGUCCCUCUGAUGGGGCUGCUGCAUUAAAGGAUGAUCCAAGUGAUGUUGAAUGUUCAGAAAAUAGUCCACAAGUUACUCCAAGAAAACCUCAUCGGCCACGAAAGCAAGAAAAAAAGAAGAGACGUUGAAAUGAUGAGAAAAGAAAAAUAUACUAUUUAUCUUCCAUAUGUAUAUAUGGGAUGCAAGUUAAUUAAAUGUUCAAUAUAAAUGUUCCAAUAUUUCUAA